AUGGCGGAGGCAAGGGUGCAGGUGGGCGAGAGGAGGGAGAAGAGGUAAGGGUGAGAUUGUGGGAGUGGCGAUGGUGGAUCCAGGCAUUGGCGGAAGCGAGGUCGUCAAAGCUAAAAAGCUUGGAGAUUAAGGUUGGGAAGGCGAUGGAGAAGAAGUGGCGGGAUUGGUCGGGUGUGGGAGGAUAAAAAAAGAAGGAUGAUGGUUGUUAUGGAGAAAGUCAAAGUUUCUAAGUGUUGCACACACAGAUUAAAUUUAUGAGGACUAAAAAUUUGAAUUUUCCUAAGAAAGAGAAUGAAACCCAAAAUAGUUGGUUGGUCAAGUGGCUCUGCAGUAGGGUUCCUUUUGUCGGUGCCAAUGGACCACAACUGAAAAAAGAUGAAAAGGAUUUAUUUUUCUUGUUCAUCUUCAACCUCAAAAACCCAAUCAAUUUUUGGCUUUAGUCUCAGGGGUGAAACAGAACCAAAACUACUGAAAUUAGAUGGAUAAACUUCUUUCAAGCCGAUUCAAUCAUGAAUCUCUCCCAGGAGACUACAUAUUCCCACCAGAAUCAAGACCAGGAGAUCUCAAAAUCCCCUUUGACAGCAAUAUUUCAGUGAUUGAUCUCAGGGAAGCAGAAAAUGGUGAUAGAAUCAACACAAUUCAGAAAAUUAUCAAGGCUUCUGAGGAGUUUGGAUUCUUCCAGGUUAUCAAUCAUGGAAUUUCCGAGAAUGUAAUGAACGAAGCAAGAAGUGUUUUCAAAGAGUUAUAUGAGAUGCCAGCAGAGGAAAAGCAGAAACUGUGUUCAGAUGAUCUUUCCAAGACAUGCAAGAUGUUUACCAGCAGUAUCCAUUAUGCAACUGAAAAGGUUCAUCUGUGGAGAGAUAAUUUUAGGCACCCAUGUCAUCCUUUGGAACAGUGGCAACAUCUCUGGCCUGAAAAUCCAACUAGAUACAGAGAGUGUGUUGGGUCAUUUUCAGUUGAAGUGAAGAAGUUGGCUUCUAAGAUCUUGAGUUUGAUAAGUGAAGGGCUUGGUCUAGAAUGUGGAUAUUUUGAGAAUGAUCUUACUGGGUCUGUGCUUCUUUCAGUUAAUCAUUAUCCACCAUGCCCUGAACCAAGUUUGGCACUGGGAAUAACCAAGCACUCAGAUCCUUAUAUCAUAACCAUUUUACUCCAAGAUCAUGUAUCUGGCCUUCAACUGCUCAAGGAUGGAAACUGGAUCGCAGUUGAACCUAUUCCCAAUGCAUUUGCCAUAAACGUAGGCAACCAAUUGCAGGUAAUAAGUAAUGGAAAGUUAAUAAGUUGUGAGCACCGAGUUGUGACAAAUUCACAUGAUGCACGUAAUUCUGCUGCAUUCUUCAUUGCUCCUAGAGAUGAAUGUGUCGUAGAGCCAGCAGAAGUUCUCACCGAUGAACAUCACCCUCCAAUUUUUAAGGCUUUCAAGUUCAAGGAUUUCAUAUCUCACUUCAUUGCCAAAUAUGGUGAUACAGACACAGUGCUGAAAUCAUUUGCAGCACAAAAGGGUUAAGUGGUAAAGGCAUAUUCAAUGAUGUAAUAAUAAAGGGAAACUUUCUUAUUGUUCCCUUUGCUUGGUUGAAAAAAAAAUCCUUCAUGAAAUAAAUUUGAAGUUCCUCAGUUUGGUAUACUAAGAAUUUCUCCA
Messenger RNA from Vigna radiata var. radiata (mung bean), 1636 nucleotides. Its product is annotated as protein DOWNY MILDEW RESISTANCE 6. NCBI's taxonomy places the organism in Eukaryota, Viridiplantae, Streptophyta, Magnoliopsida, Fabales, Fabaceae. The record is from RefSeq and is a predicted model, not a curated record. The transcript has 4 exons. Bases 479 to 1504 code for a protein of 341 amino acids.